Camellia sinensis is the source of this 1222-nucleotide messenger RNA. Lineage: Eukaryota; Viridiplantae; Streptophyta; Magnoliopsida; Ericales; Theaceae. The record is from RefSeq and is a predicted model, not a curated record.
AUCUUUUGGCAGCUAAGAAUAUUGGUUUUUAGAAGAUGUUAUUACCUGCCGAUUUACAAGCUAACAUAGAUGAAAUACAAAGAGAAAUCAAUGUAAUUGCGGACAAUCUACAGAAUGUAACAGCCAAUAGUUCAAAAGACUUGCGAAAUUUCCUUGAUCCUAUGAUACAAAUCUUAUUCUAUGUCGCUGUUGCUAUGCUCAUUUUGGCAUUUCUUGGAUUUUUAUUUUCCAUUAUCGGAUUGGAGUGUCUUGUAUAUGUUUUGAUGAACGUCGGGUGGAUAGCUGUUGUGGGAACAUUCAUUUUGAGUGGCAUGUUUCUUCUUGUUCACAAUGUGGUUGCAGACACAUGUGUUGCAAUGGAUGAGUGGCUUCAGAACCCAACUGCCAAUUCAGCUCUUGAAAACAUAAUCCCAAGAGCAAAUGAUCAGUUUGCCCAAGCAAUAUUGACGGGGACUAAGAGCGUCUCCUUCGCACUUGUCAAUAUAUCUAAUACCGCUAUCACCAAUGUUUACAAUGUCCAAUGGCCUCCCGAUGCUACGCCUCUAUACUUCAAUCAAUCUGGUCCAUUGAUGCCUCUUCUUUGCAACCCAUUCAAUUUAAACCUUACUGAUCGACAAUGUCAAGUUGGUGAAGUCAACUUUAUGAACGCAACAAAGGUGUGGAAGAACUAUACCUGUCAGGUUUCGACAUCUGGGAUUUGUACGACGCCGGGCCGGCUUACUCCUAUGGGCUACAAUGACCUGACCGCCUCAUUAAACGUCAGCUACGGUUUGUAUUAUUACAGUCCAUUCCUGGUUGAUUUAGUAGACUCCACAUAUUUGAAGACGACAUUUGAUGAUAUUAGUCGAAAUUAUUGUCCCGGUAUGAGGCAAUCGACUAGAUGGAUAUACGUCGGGUUCACAGUAGUCUCUGCUGCUGUGAUGUUGUCACUGGUAUUAUGGAUAGUCUAUGGACGAGAGCGAAGGCAGCGAAAAUACUACAGAAGGAAAUGACUCCAGUCCCCAUGGAAGAACUCAUUUUGAUGGUUGUGAAGUGAACUUGAGAUAGAUUUCUCAUAACUUGGUGUGUUGUGUGUGUGUGCAUAUAUAUAUAUAUAUAUAUAUAUAUGUGUAUAUGAAUGUAAGUGAAAUUGGUAUGUGUUGUGUAUAUCAAGCCUACAACUCUAUGGGCUUGAUUGUUUUGCCAUACACUUAAAUUCUCUCUUUACAAGAAGGUUGAGGUU